GAGCCUGGCUAUGCAAUUUGCAUCUUUCCUUUAAGCAAACACCUUCUAGGAGAGUAGGAAAUGUAACCCUGUUCUGGGGAUUUUUCCUGUCAUUGCUGGCUGCUCUUUUUGCAGUCACGCCAGCAUCCUUGCAAUAAGUGCCACAACCGCGCGCUCUAUCAGUGUCAUUUUACUUAGUGAGUUGUCCCCCUUUUGUAAAAAAAUACUGAAUGGCCUCAAGGAACGGUGUUCAGGUGUAUAGUUCUGACCUGGUCUCGCUACAUCAUCAUAGCCACCACUACCAGCAGCAGCAGCCUGUGAAGAAUACAUAUAAGGAAGGCUCGAAAAAAGAUGGGACUGUGGAUUCCUAUUGGUCCAGGCCCGAAUCUCGAAUCUGGACUGUGAUGUUACUGCUUGGGACUUGUUUACUCUACUGUGCCAGGGUGACCAUGCCUAUCUGUGCUGUGGCCAUGAGCAGCCACUUCGACUGGGACAAGAAACAGUCCGGCAUUGUUCUGAGCAGCUUUUUCUGGGGCUACUGCUUAACUCAGAUCAUCGGAGGGCACCUCAGUGAUCGGAUCGGAGGAGAAAAAGUCCUUCUCCUCUCUGCAUCUGCCUGGGGUUUCAUCACCGCAAUCACUCCACUGCUCACCUAUAUCAGUUCUGCCCACCUGAUUUUCAUGACAAUUGCUCGAUUCCUCAUGGGACUACUGCAAGGAGUGUACUUCCCUGCCUUGGCCAGCCUCUUUUCUCAGAAGGUCUGUGAGAGUGAGCGAGCUUUCACGUGCAGCACAGUAGGGACUGGCUCUCAAUUUGGGACGCUGGUGAUUGGUGGGGCAGGGUCCCUCCUUCUGGACUGGUAUGGCUGGGAAAGUGUCUUCUAUUUCUCUGGUUUACUCACUUUGCUCUGGGUUUACUGCAUGUGCAAAUACCUCCUGAAUGAAAAAGAACUCAUCAUUCACUUAGAACAUUUAGCAAAGGGCCUCUCGUUAUCCAAACAGACCAAAGUUCCCUGGAAGCAGUUAUUUAAAAAGGCCCCUAUCUGGGCUGUCAUAGUAGCUCAGCUUUCUACGGGCAGCACAUUUUUCACCCUCCUCUCCUGGUUGCCAACUUUCUUUAAGGACACUUUUCCCGAGUCUAAGGGCUGGGUGUUUAACGUAGUGCCAUGGCUGGUUGCAAUCCCAACAAGUCUGUUUAGCGGAUUCCUGUCUGAUCACCUGAUCAAUCAGGGCUAUAAAACGAUCACCGUUCGUAAGUUCAUGCAGGUCAUCGGAUCAGGCGUAUCAAGCAUUUUUGCCUUGUGCAUGGGUCAGACAUCCAGUUUUUGCAAAGCUAUAGUAUUUGCAUCUGUCUCAAUUGGACUUCAGACCUUUAACCACAGUGGCAUUUCAGUCAACGUUCAGGAUCUGGCUCCGUCGUGUGCUGGUUUGUUGUUUGGCGUUGGAAAUACAGGUGGAGCCCUAUUAGGUGUCGUUUGUGUGUAUUUAGCCGGGCAUCUGAUUGAAACCACUGGUUCUUGGGUUUCUGUUUUCAACCUUGUGGCUACAGUUAAUGCCCUGGGGCUCUGUACAUUCCUGAUCUUUGGCGAGGCCCAAAGGAUGGACACAGACUCUGCAUAUGUAGAUCUAUAG
This is a messenger RNA of Gopherus evgoodei (Goodes thornscrub tortoise), 1610 nucleotides long. RefSeq names its product solute carrier family 17 member 9 (gene SLC17A9). Gene Ontology annotation, cellular component: membrane. Gene Ontology annotation, molecular function: transmembrane transporter activity. Gene Ontology annotation, biological process: transmembrane transport. The transcript is spliced from 13 exons. Lineage: Eukaryota; Metazoa; Chordata; Testudines; Testudinidae. The record is from RefSeq and is a predicted model, not a curated record. Bases 210 to 1610 code for a protein of 466 amino acids.